AUGGCGGCGCUCGCGGCCGCGCUACCCACGGCCCAUAACGACGACGACGCCGACGACAGCGACGACGACGGCUACGAGGACGACUUCGUGGACCCCGAGGACUACACGGACGACGACUUCCAGAGCGUCGACACGGCCGACGAGGAUCCUGAUUAUGACCCAAAGCUGCCGGAGGUCGCGGACGCGAAAUUGCCCGUGCCGCGGCGGCCGCGCCGCGCGGCGCUCGCGGCGGCCGCGCCGCGUGCCUCGGCGCCACCGGCGCCGGCGCCGGCGCCCGUCGCGAGCGCGGCCGCGCCGGCAUCGUCGUCGUCAUCGUCGGCGCCGCCUCAGCUCAUUGAAACUACGACAGAGGCAGCUGAGGCACCCGCACCGGCGCCCGCGCCGCUGACGAACUACGACAAGUGGGACAAGAUUGAUGAUGCGGAGCAGGGGUCGCCCCCGUCGCCGGUCGACCACGCCGGCGCGCUGCCCGCCAUGCGCGUUUCCGAAAGGGACGACGGCGGCGUCUCGUUCGACUUCACGACGAUGCAACCAGAAGCGAACGACGACUUGGUCACGCUGAAUCCGCUCGGCGGCGACGACGUCGACGAGAACGAGAAGCCAGGCAUCUACCGCCGCGCGACGCCCGACGAGGCGCCGCGGCCGCCGCCGGCGCCGCGCGUGUUAGGUGUCUGCUCCUCAUCAACUUGCAGCAAGGACGCGACGCUGCGCUGUGGGGUCUGCAAAGUCGCAAAAUAUUGCUCUGUUAUAUGCCAGCGCCGCGACUGGAAACUCCACAAGGCGGUCUGCGCGCCGAUCCGGAGCGAAAAGGCGGGGACGCACCUCCGCACGAGCGCCGAAUAG
Messenger RNA from Pelagomonas calceolata, 843 nucleotides. The record is from the annotation of a GenBank genome assembly. Lineage: Eukaryota; Pelagophyceae; Pelagomonadales; Pelagomonadaceae.